Messenger RNA from Branchiostoma floridae (Florida lancelet), 354 nucleotides. Its product is annotated as N(G),N(G)-dimethylarginine dimethylaminohydrolase 1-like. The coding region runs from base 1 to 354 and encodes 117 amino acids. Gene Ontology annotation, biological process: positive regulation of nitric oxide biosynthetic process; arginine metabolic process. Lineage: Eukaryota; Metazoa; Chordata; Leptocardii; Amphioxiformes; Branchiostomatidae. Gene Ontology annotation, molecular function: dimethylargininase activity; amino acid binding. The transcript has 3 exons. The record is from RefSeq and is a predicted model, not a curated record.
AUGUCAAAUGCGGGGGUACUGGAAGACCUUGGGUUGGAGGUGCACAGGAUCCGUGACAAGGCGGCAAAGCUAGAGGGCGGCGACGUGGUUUUUACUGGACACGAGUUCUUCGUGGGUAAAUCCGUGUGCUCGAACCUGGAGGGUCACGAGAUCCUGGCCGACACCUUCCCGGAGUACCCCGUGCACUCCAUCCCGCUCAGACCGCCCAAAUUCCACCUGAAGGGAGUCAUCUGCAUGGCGGCACCGGGAGUCAUGGCUGUAGGGGAGAGCAAGUGGGGGCAGCGCGCUUGGAAGGUUCGUGUUGCCCUCAGAUACAUCCCAUUCCGACUGUGGUCAGUCAACGUCCCGGUUUAA